Messenger RNA from Moneuplotes crassus, 2052 nucleotides. The record is from the annotation of a GenBank genome assembly. NCBI's taxonomy places the organism in Eukaryota, Ciliophora, Spirotrichea, Euplotida, Euplotidae.
CAAAAUUCAUAUAUAAUUUUAAAAUAAAAAUGAUUGAAGGAAUUGAACCUUCAGUUCCUCCCCAGGGAGACCCUUCGGGAGGCCAAUACGAUAAUUUUAACAAAGUAUUUGCUGAAUCUGAGGAAGAGCUAGCCCGAAUUGCUAGAAAACACAACUCAAGGACUUUAAAGGAUUCCUUACUAGAGUUAGAUGAUGUUUCUUUGAAAGACCCUGAUAUUAAUGGUGAUCCUACAUUUAACAAACUUCGAAUGUUUUUAAGAGAGUUUACAAUCCAAGCUCAAGAUGCAAUUCAUGCUAAAAAUACGCAUUUAAUUAAGGAUUUCAAGUACAAGACUCAAAUCCACGAGUGCCUUCGAAAUAUGCUCAGAGAGGUAGUAAUGACACCAGACAUUCAACGUAAGAAACUGUACAUUUUAAGAGUGUACAAAUGGUUUCUGAAUAAAAUGAACUCAAUCGGGGCUAUCAGUGCUGCCCAAAAAUAAGAAAGAAGAAGCUUUCAUGAAUCCUGAUAAUGCAGCAGACGAAGAGAGAAAAAGACAAGAACAAGAGGAGAUGAUUAGAGCUAAGCUAAGGGAUGAAAAUCAUAUUGCAGAGAUGCAGAAGAACCUGUUCCAAGCUGGAGAACGAACCAUACAUAAGGAAAUCAUUCCUGCUAAAGAGAGGGUUGAAUUUUACAAGAGAAGGUUACCAUAUGAUCCUAAUUCUUCAUUACAAGAGACUAAUUCAACCAGGCCAAAUACUAUGUCCUCCACCAGGGUUAAAACAGCAAAGACAAGAGCUGAUACAGCCUAUGGACAAAAUUAUAGGCCAUCGUUUAAUACUUUCUUUAAUGCAGGGGAGAAGGCUGAAUUCGAAAGUCUUGUCAGAAUAGAAUCCAAAGGAAGUUAUGGGAGCUAUAUUCCCAGUGACAACAUAAUCGAACAGAAAAUCCACAAAAUGUGGAAAGAAACCCAGCACAAAGACCUCGCCCAGAAAAGAGUGAACGACGAGCUUAAACAGACCAUGAAGGACUGGGGCCUAGCUAAAGCUAGAUAUGAAGAAGACAUUCAAAGGAAAAUGGAAAAUAGACUUUUUGGGUCUAACUUCAUAGCAAGAGCCUAUAUUUGCAAACAAAAGCCAAAAAUUAACAUGAUGAGAAACCAUCUAGAUGACUCUGAUGGAUCCUCCCUACUGAGCGACAGUGAGAAAGAAGAAAUUGAAAAACAAGAGAAAGAAGAAAAUCAAGGUGAAGAAGCGGAUGAAGAAUUUAGGGACAAAGUUAUAGUUAAACGACCUCAUCUAUCAUCAACUUUAAGAGCUCAGCAGGAUGUCAGAAUUCGGAGAGGGAGGGCUCAUACUGCUGUCAGAUGCAAGAGAAAACAACCACCUCCCAAAUUAUUCGAUAAUUCCAAAGACGAAGGAGAUAAGCUAUGAUUUGAAAAUAUUGAUCCAGAAGGAGCAAAGAAACUAGCUGAGCUAAAUGAUUCAAAAGCUAGGCCUCCUCCUGUCGUAGCUCCAGAGGAAGUGCUUAACCAAGAGUUUGGAGGAAUCAGGCCUAAAACAACAGAUGGAGCCAAAAGGAGAAUACAUAUGCUCAGAAGGUUCCAUGGAGGUCUAAUCAAUGCCAAAAUCAGCAAUAUGGAUAUGAUAAAUAACGUAUUUCUGUCAGGUUCGAGUAAAAAUGUUGUUUCUCUCUCCGUGUAUAAUAAUGCUGGAAAAUAUAAAGAUGGACAGUAUACUCAAAGCGCUUCCUCUCUACCAAGAAACAGACUUCAAUCAGCAAUGAGACCCCAAUCAGCUCCAUUCGAGUUUGCAGAUGGGAGUUCGUUCAACUUAUCCAUCAGGCAUAAUAAGGGUGAAGUGAUUGCUGAAAUUGAUAGUUUAAAGACUAGACUUGCAGCUGAUGAUGUCCCAUUCAAAGUUGAUACUCUUAAGAAAGCAUUUGAAAUGCCUAAAGAAGAUGAAUUUAAAAUGAAGAAAUACCCUGAUGUUGCAAAUUAUCUCAUGAAAAAUCCAUUCCAAAAGAAGAAAAAGAAAAAGAAAGGCAAAGGAAAGAAAAAGAAGAAAUAAACU